Molecule: messenger RNA, 1395 nt
Organism: Tuber aestivum (summer truffle)
Lineage: Eukaryota; Fungi; Ascomycota; Pezizomycetes; Pezizales; Tuberaceae
Source: the annotation of a GenBank genome assembly
AUGGUAAAAUUAAAACUCAACACCGCGCUAUCGAACCUGGCGGCGGCGGCGGCAUCCGACAAGAAGAACAACAAAGUCUCAUCCCCGAAAGUAGCCGCACCAAAGAUCAAGCUCAAGACGAAACCCACCGGCGGGCCGACGCUCAAGCUCCGAACGCCAUCAAUGUCACAGCCGCCUUCCGCAGCAGCCCCCGGCGCGCUCAACUCCCCGGCACCAAUCAAGACCCCCGUGGUGAAAUUCAAGACCAAGGCGACGCACAACGCCCACAAACAGCGACGGCGCGAACCUGGCAACGGGUAUGAUUCUGAGGCGUCGGAUAGGGAAGAAGAUCCCGCGAUUGAGGAGCAGUUUAUCCUGCGUAUGCAGCCUGGUGAGGACUGCGAGUACCUUCGCGAAGCGAUUGAGAAGAAGGAGUUGAACGUGACGACGGAUGUGUGGAUGAAAUUCAAGGACUCACGCAGGGCAGUGGUAGGCGUCCGUGGGAAUUUGUAUGGUGCUCUGCUAGUAGACCUGCCAUGCAUUAUCGAGUCGAACAAGACCUUGGAUAAGAAGGCAAUCUUCAAAACGGCGGACAUAUCGCAAAUGCUGGUCGUCGGCGACCGGAUCGAGAAGGAGGAGGAAGUGCUCACCAUCCCCGCCCGUCCCCAGGACCUGACAUACCCGCACGGAGUUACCCCGCCAAUGCACUACGCCCGCAAACGCCGCUUCAGGAAACGCAUAUCAAACCGCACCAUCGAAGCGGUGGAAGCCGAGGUCGAACGUCUCCUAGCUGAGGACGCCAAGGCCGAAAGCUCAAAGUUCAGUCUGGUGGACGCAGUGGAGCUCGAGCGCGAGGAAAUCAACGUAAUGUCGGACGUAGAUCCAAAUGACGGCUCAUACGACCUCCUGGGCGACCAGGAAUACGACUACGACCAGGAUGCCGAAGGCGAGAUAGACGAGGACUACGCCGGAGCUGCAGGAGCGGGAGGAGCGGGAGGAGCGGGAGAUGACGUGGACGUGGACGGAGAUACUCUGGCCAACGACCUCGAAUCCGCCCUCAUGGACGAGGGCCCCGAAGCCGACGACAACAACAACACCGGCGGCAACGCCCUCCACCCCGCCGGCCAAAACGGUACCGCCGCCGCCACCCCCGCUGACGAGGAAACCGAUGACGACGAUGACGACGACGAAGAGGAGGAAGCGGGCGAUCUGGACGAGGACGCGACCGAGGCUGCCCAAGUGAGGGAGAAAGUUAAGGGGGAAAUCCACGACCUCCAAGCCGCUAUCCGUGCCAAACAGAAGGAGUUGUCCAAAAUUACCAACAGCCUCCUACGCGGCAGGGUGGAACUUGUCAUCGCGAGCUUACAGCGCGAGCUGGAGAUGAAGAUGUCGCAGGCAAUGGGCAGGCAGCAGUAA